Paramecium octaurelia is the source of this 6560-nucleotide messenger RNA. The record is from the annotation of a GenBank genome assembly. NCBI's taxonomy places the organism in Eukaryota, Ciliophora, Oligohymenophorea, Peniculida, Parameciidae.
AUGCAAUUGAUUGUUUGCAAAUAUUAUUUAUGGAUUAAAUUAAAAUGUGGAAGUGAUUGGAAAACUACAAGUUUGAUUUUUAUUGGUUUCCAACCCAAGUUCUUAGUAGCCCAUUCUAAAUUGUAGCAAUGUAUUAUUGCUAGUUGCAAUUAUGUUAGUAGCGUAAUUAAUGCAAUUUGAAUAAUUUUAUAUUAUUUAUUUUAGAUAAAAAUGCAUCCUCGAGAAUCCUCACAGUAGCAAAAGUCAUCGGCAAAAUAAUAGGAGUUUAAAAAAUAGAAAAGCUAUCGAUUCACAAUCUCGAAUCAAAUGAUGAAGAGAAGCCCAACAAGGUAUUUGAAGGAGAUGAAGAGUCUCAAGCAUGUGCUAUAAUAAAGUACUUUGAAGAGUUUAAAAAAUUUUCAACCUUACGAAAACUAAGAUGAGAAUUCCUCAGAUUCUAGUGAGUAUAAUAAUGUUGAUGAAAAGCCUGAUCCUUAGGAAGACAAAAUUGCAGUACCUAAUUUGAGUUUUAAAGAAGGCUUUUUGUUAACACUCGAAUAACAAGAACAAUAGACGCAUAAUUCUUCUGAUUAAAAUAGCUCGAAAGGUCCUAAGAAACAAGUAUUAAGGACUCUAAAAAAAUGCUUUGGUGAUUCAAGCUCUAUGAGCGAAGUCAAUUCCCAAGAUCAAUUGCUUGAUAGAGGACAUGACAAUUUCCCCAUUCACGAUCAAAUAGAAGAAUUGGAAGCUCAGCACAACGAAGACGUGGAAUAUUUUUGUGAAGACCUCGAUCCCAGAAUAUUGAAGAAGUAUUAAAAGCACAAGGAACGCAAUCCAUUUGAAGACCCCUAUUAUGUUGUAUUGACUCCUCUCCAUGGUUUGGAAAGGUUAAAGCACGAAUUAAAAGUAAUUAAAUUAGUUUAGUCUAGAAUUACAAUGAUCAUCUCAAUUUCCUGAAAUUAAGAAAAUUCAUUGUGUAUUCUUGUCUGUGUAUACCAAUGCAUUUCUAGAAGCUCGUCGACAGCUACCAAUUUAAAAUUAUCAAUGGUAUUUUCAUUAUUUGCAAUCUGACUCUAUUUACACUAAGUAACUCAAAUCCCCCAAUCACAAAUGAGAAGUACAAGCAAUUUAUAUUUUAUUGUUUUGCGUUUGAAAUAUGCAUCAGAAUUCUAGCUGCAGGAGGGAUCUAUCCUACAGUACAUUUUUUGUACAGUAAGGAAGAUAUAUUUAAUUUAUUAUGUACAUUAAUCAGCUUUUUGCACUACUUUUACCCCAAUUCAAUUCCAUUCGACCCAACUCCACUCAGAAUAAUCACUAUCUUUAUAUAUUUGGGAGACGUUUUACUGAGAUUGAAAUACAUGUUGAUAGCUCUUAAAAAGUCAUUAGUAUUUUUAGCUGAAGCACUCUUCAUCCUCUUAAUAUCCGCGUUGUUCUUUUCCAUAAUUGGAGUAUCCUUAUUCCAGGGCCUAUUUAAUUAUAGAUGUUAACCAAUAGAGGGAGACCCACUUGAUGAUUGGAUCCAGUGCUAUUAAAACAUUUGUCCUGAAGGAAUGCAUUGCAUGUUAUCAGCAGAAACCCCUAAAUUGCCAACAUCGUUCAAUAAUAUAUUCUUUUCCUUUGGACAGAUUUUAAGGACAAUUACAAUGGAUGACUGGAGUUGGGUAAUGUUUUUUACAAUGAGAAUCUACCAUCCAUAGAUUUGGAUCUAUUAUUUGUUGAUCAUAUUUGUUUGUGGCUUCUUUUCGAUUAAUUUGAUUAUUGCAGUAUUGAAAAUUCACUAUUCAGAAGCGACAUAAGAAUGCGAAGAAUUUGAGAAACUAUCUAAAUAGAAAAACGAUCAUAGUUUAUAAAGAUAGGAGAUGUUCUUAAGUAAGGAUGUGAUUUCCUAUUUUGAUUUAUCCUUUUUGCGUUACAUUGGUUUCUAUUCUGUGUUAAGGAAGCAUAGACAUUUGAUUAAUACAAUGAAGCCUCUGAAUGAACUGAUUGAAGAUAAUUUUAGACCUGAGAAGACGAAUCAACAGUUGAGGUUAUUGUCCUCUAAAUAAAAAAAGAUUUUGGAUGAAGCAUAGAUGGUAUUUCAAUUAAAUAUUUACUGUAGAAACUUAAUUAAAGUUCUAUUUGGAAUAAGUUUAAGAAUUUCUCACUCAAAAACUAAUUAUUGCCUAAAUUCAAGGAACUCAAAAAAGAACAGAGUUAAGUAAAUAUUAAUUUAUAUUCUGAUGAUCCUAUUGAGAUUUCAAUUUUAUUGAAAUUAAUAGAGUACAAUUUUACUUAAUUGAACAAUUCUGUAAAUUAUCACGUGGAAUAGAAAUUCAACAGUUUAAAGGAUGUCUUUGUUUAGAAGAAAAGGUAUUUAUAGGCUAAUUUGUUAGAAUUGGACAUAAGGAAAAAAUAAAAAUGUAUUAUCAACAUCUGCUAUCAAAGAAGAACUUAAAAUAAACAACGAGACAACAAUCUGAUUACUCAAUGUCUAGAUAUCCAAUCCAUAAGAGCACUAGGAGAAUAACUAUUUAAAAGACUCUAAGUAAGAAGGACGAGAGUCUCGAUGUGCCCUCUCUCUAAAUGAAGAGAAAAAACAAUGAUUUAAAAUCUAUAAUUAAUAUGAGACCGAGAGUCGAACAAAAACUACCCUUCGAACACAUUAGCAAAGGCAGAAGAUACGUGUAUAUUCAAGGAUAUUACAUCAAUUAUGAAUAGAUUCAAGAGAAAAUCAACACCAAGAUACCUAAAUCAAAAUCACAAUUGGAUUCUAAUGAGGAACUGUAUUAGUAAAUAUUCUAGAAAGAGAGGGAGCAGAAGAUAAUCAAAACAAAGAAUUGGUCAGGAAACAAUGUAUUGUUAAUGAAUCCAGAUCGGAUUUAGAUGUUUGAAGAUAUCUUUACUAGUUUAAAUAAUUUUAAUCCAUUAAUAUGGAUGCCAACAAUAGGUGGGAAACUAUUGAUUAUGAGGAGAUACACUUUAAUAAUAAUAGACAAUCAGAUCACUUAAUUAUUCUUUGAUUUGAUUAUCUUGAUAAAUUUCAUCUUCUUAUCAUUGUAUGGAAUAGCAGAUCCGAUUAUUAUAUCGAAAUGUGAAGAUAUUUCAACUGUUUUUUUGUUGGUCGAAAUCAGUUUGUAAAUGUUUACAUAUCCAUUGCAACGUUUCUUUUCUAGUAAGGAAAAUGUGUUAUAGGCUAUAAUAAUGAUUGCAAGUUUUAUCGAAUUUAGUUUCAGUGAUUAUUUGAAUUUAACAGAGUAAUAUUUGAGAUUGAUAAGAGGAACAAAAUGUAUUCUAUUUUAUAGAUGCUUAAAAUACAAUUAGAUGGCUGUAUUGAUAGGUAAGAUUGCAUCAAUAACAUUUAAGCAAUACAUAUAUCUAACUAUAUUUAUGUUCAUAAUUAUCACAAUAUACGCAAUGAUUGGAAUGGAUCUUUAUGCGAGUAAGUUUGAUUAGAAUGACUUUCUGGGUUAAUUACAUUCCUUUGAUAAUUUGAUGAAAGCAAUUAUGACUAUAUUCAAUAUAAUGACGAAUGACGAUUGGUAUGGAGUGUAUGUUUUAGGGACAGGCAUAAGUACUGUUGCUGCUAUCACAUAUUCGUUUUCGAUGGUUAUAAUUUUGAAUUAUUUGACAUACGGACUGGUUUUAGCUAUUUUACUUGAUGGAUUUGGCAGAUAUCUAGAUGAAAAAGACGAGGUGGAUUAAGGUGAUAAACAGCUGUUAGAGAAUCAAAUGACAUCUGCAAGAGAUGAGGAACCAUUAAAUACAGAUUUGGAUUCUACGAGAAAUUUAAGAAUUAAAUCACAAUACUUCUCAUAAGUUCAAAUCUGUGAGUUGGAAGAGAAAGAAUAACCUAAAGUAAAACUUGAUUUAAUGGAAAGUCUAUUGCGAACUUUAAGUAUAAUAAUGUAAUUAUAUUAGAGUAAUUAAAUAAGUAAGUAAUGAAGUCGAAUCCUAAGUUGUUCCAAGAUAUUCAAUGUGAAACAUCACUCUACUUAUUUGAAAAAACCAGCAAAAUUAGAAUUAUUUGUUGCAAUUUCUGUUCAUCCUAAGCUUUUUAUUGGUUUACAAAUUUAGUCCUGAUUUCAUCGAUUAUUGUAAUGAUUAUUCGGACAUAUCAUGAUUAUGAAUAAGAGAAGAGUUAAUAUCCAUAUAUUUUGUUGAUGAUUUUAAAUGUGUUUAUGUUCAUAGAAGAUAUAAUUUGUAUAAUAGCAAAGGGUUUAUGUAUGGACAAGGGAUCACAUAUCAACUAUUCAUGGUAAUUGGUCGACCUAAUUUAUUUGCUUGGGUUCUUUAUUGAUAGUUAUAAGCAAAACCCAAUCAUUAAUAUUUGUUUGUUUCUUGGUCACUUUAGACCAAUGAAACUAAUGUAUCGAAUUAAAUGGUUAGACAAGAUCAGAGCUGCUUUGGCAUAAUCAUUAUUAGACAUGUUAAAGAUAUUGUUGACAUUGGUUUCAGUGUGGAUAAUGUUUGGAGUAUUUGGCAUCAUAUUGUACGAAAGUCAGUUUGGAUUUUGUGAUGAUAAAAUGCAAUUCUAUGUCAAUGAAAGAGAAUGCAAGGAAUCUCAAAGAGAGUGGAUUAAUUUUAAACAUAACUUCGACAAUAUCACAAUAGCAUUGCCAACCUUGUUUGUAGUAUCCACCUUUGAUGGAUGGGGGGAAAUCAUGUAAGUGGCUGAAAACAGCAGACAAAGUAGAUAUGGACCUUCUCCAUUUGCUACGUAUAUAUCAACAUAUGCUUACUUCAUUUCAUUUUGCUUUGUAGGAUCUAUGUUCUUUUUGAGUUUCUUUACGGGAACACUCUUUUCGAAAUUGAGAUUCAAUCAAUAAAAGAUUGAAAUGCAGGAUGCAACAAAAUUCUAGAGAGAAUUUACAGAGAUUGCUCCAAUAAUCCUUAAAGAUACUCCUGUUUUUUCAACUCCCCCCACAAAGAUAGUAAGGAGAUUUGCCUCCUUUAUUGUUAAUAAUUCCAUAUUUUAGAAAUUCAUGUUUCUGAUGUUGUUAAUAGAUUUGAUCUGUUAAUUACAAUAUCAAUAUGACAUGGAGGUGGAGUACAUCAGAUAAAUAAAUAUCAUUUAGAGAUUCAUCAUAUUGUUUUAUGCUUUAUGGAUUGCUCUAUUAUUUAUGUCAUUGGGAAUCAAUAGAUACUUUGACAAUAAUUGGAGGAGAUAUUAUACAUUCUUGAUCCUGAUAUCCCUUUGUGAUUUGAUAGCAGAUUUAGAGAAUGACUGGGUUAUCCACUAUUUUUAAUCUAAUGUGUUCACUCCAUAUUAUUAAAUGAUAAGGUUGGCUUUUAUGACAAGACAAUUGCGUCUGCUCGUCAUAUUUCAAGGAUUAACAAACCUAUCAAGAUUGAUAAGAGUGAUGGGAUUUGCACUUCCGUUUUUGGCCAAACUCAUAUCCAUUCUAAUCAUUACUAUGAUAAUUUAUGCAUUGAUUGGAUGUCAAUUAUUCGGUAAGAUAAUUGAAGGCGCAGUGAUAGAUGAGUUAAUCAAUUUUACUAAUUUUGAAUACGCCUUGUUGGCACUGUUUAAAUGUGCAUCAGGCGAUGACUUUAGGACUAUUAUGACAGAUACGAUGCAUCAUAAUCCAUCAUGUCCAGAGAACCCUGAUUGUUGUGGUUCAGACUUCAAUUAAUUAUAUUUCAUAACAUUUAUGCUAUUUUCGAAUUAUGUUCUUUUGAAUUUGUUUAUUUUAGGUUUGAUUGAACAAUUUGAAGAGUUUUUCUAAGUCCAGAAUUCAAUGAUUCAAACUUAUGUUGAGGAAAUCGAUAAGAUCAAAACUGCUUGGUGUAAGUAUUCAGCUGAAACCAAUGGUCAAAGUAUGCAUUACAAAUUUCUUUGUCGCUUUUUGCUUGACAUCGGAUAACCAUUGGGAGGAGGCAAAGAUGACAAUUUAUGGGAUGCAGCCAAAUUAGCAUCGAAGUUGAAUUUGAGAUGGUAAUGCUUUUAUAUUUAAGUAGUGAUGCUUGUGGAUACAUCCAAUAUAAUCAGUUACUGUAUCAACUGUUUAGGUGCUGUUAUCAUGAUGAAGUGUUCAAAGAUGGGUCUUAAGAGUCCAUUCAAAACAUGAAAUAGUUCAAUAAAGAGAUGCAAAUUCGAUUACUGUAUUAUAGGAGAAACAAAACUUAACAGAGAAGCAAUAUCAGUCAGCAUACUUUAUAGUUCAAAUCUAAUUUCAACAUUCUUCAUGAUUAUUUGAAUGUUUUAAUCUUAUUUAAAACUUGGUAAUCAUACUCCAAUUUGCUGAUUCAAAAGAUAAUAAGGAGACAAGAUGAUUAUACAGAGAGUGACGAAAUAACAUUAGAUGGCAAUCUUUAGAACAAUCCUCAAUAGUAUUUCAAUCAUAUCUAAAUUGCAUAGUUGGUAACAAGUGCAGAGUGAUUUUAUAAAUGACGGUUUCAGUUCCAAACGAAGAACUACAGACAUUAAAUUAUAUGAAGAUCAAUUUUCUGGUCAUUAUGUCACGCCAUAAAGUGCUGGGUCUUAAAGAGAACCUCAAUUGCCAGUCUAUCAGACAACCCUUCAACAAGAAACAGAUAGGAUAUUCGGAGGUUUUGAUGAAAAUGUUGUUUUAGAUUGCAGAGAAAUCAAAUUUAAAAAUUGA